Pestalotiopsis fici W106-1 is the source of this 1233-nucleotide messenger RNA. RefSeq lists its product as uncharacterized. Gene Ontology annotation, molecular function: protein binding. The coding region runs from base 1 to 1233 and encodes 410 amino acids. The transcript has a single exon. Lineage: Eukaryota; Fungi; Ascomycota; Sordariomycetes; Amphisphaeriales; Sporocadaceae. The record is from RefSeq and is a predicted model, not a curated record.
AUGCUCGGCUUCAUCGCCACCUGGUUCACCGCGGCGACGGCCAUCGCCGUGGUCUUCUUCAGCAAUGCGGCAUCGUCAUUCCCGACGCACGUGUGCGCAACCAAUGCUGCGCCGCAGGUGACGCUGGAUCUGAACGCGUCGGUGCUCAACUCGGGCCCCCGGCCGUGGGGGCUGGUCUACCUCAACGACACCAUUGCGCUGGCGGCCGUCAACUUUUCGCUCGGCGUCCUCGACGUCUCCGAGCUCCAGCCCAAGCUGCUGAACCUGCUCCCCAUGCCGCCCUCGUACUACAUCGGCAACGACGACUACAACGAGGACGGCUAUGGCUUCCGCGACAUCAAGCUCACCGCGGACAAGGAGAACGCCUAUAUUGCGACGGGCUACGGCGCCGUCAUCUAUGAUGUGCCGCGCGCAUUGGCCGGGCGCAACGACUCCGUGGUCGGUGUCCUGAGCAACGGCGGUCUCACGGGCCGCAGCUCUAUUGAACUGCAGAUUACCGCCGACGACAAGUUUGUCUUCGUCAGCCAGGAAUUUGGCGCCAAUGCCACGCUGCAGCGCGGCGCCAUUGAGGUGUACAACAUUACCCGGCAUGAGAACCGGACCGUCGAGAGUCACUGGCGCGGCGUCAUCGCCCUUGGCUUCGCCACCAUUGGGCAGCAGUUCUCGACCGACCACAGCCUGCUGUUUGUGACGAGCGAGAUGAACGGCACGGCCACUUCGCUCAACGAGACCUCGGGCAUCAUCAGCGUACUGGAUGUGGCCAAGCUGCGGACGUACGUGAACCAGGCCCUGAUCAAAAAGGUCGACGCCGGCUGCCACCCCGUGCGCGCCGUCAUGUCGCGCGACGGCCGCCACCUGUGGGUGUCGCAGCGCGAGGCCAACCAGGUCAUGGCCUUUAGCACGGCCCAGCUGUCCGACAAUACCUCAACCAGCGCCCUCGUUGCCACCGUCAACACGGGCACGUCGCCCAUUGGCAUCACCGCCGUUAACAACCACAUUCUGACGGCCGACUCGAACCGCUUCGGCUACAGCAACGCUAGCACGGGCAUCACCGUUGUCAAUGCCGCCGGUGCCAUCCAAAACGGUCGCAUCAGCUUCCCCCAAAUCCCCACGGGACCGUUUCCGCGCGCCCUCGCCGUCAGCCCCGACAGCAACACUGUGCUCGUCUCCGAAUUUGACGGCGGCACCAUUCGCGCCAUAGACGUCAGCUCCUUGAACGCUCUAAGUCCCUAG